UUUCCCACAAUCCUCUGAGAAGGGGUGUCAGUUGGAAUGUAGAUUGCGAAGGAGAAGGUUUGGAGAGAAAGAGAGCAGGGAGAGGAAUUCACCGGAACCAUGACUGACAAGUUGCCAGUGAUGAGAAUUGGAGUUGUGGGAUAUGGACAUUUAGGGCAGUACCUUGUGGAGCGGCUCCAGAGAGAAGGGGCCCAGGUGGGCCUGACACUGGUCUUUGUGUGGAACAGAAACACUGACAAACUCAGAGAAUCAGUGGCUGAGGAGCUGAUUCUACACAACCUCCCAGACUUUACAGACAGGGGUGCUGAUGUGAUUGUGGAGGUGUGUCAUCCCAAAAUUGUAAAAGACUUUGGAGUCCAAUUCCUCUCUAAGGCCCAUUUUCUGGUGGGCUCUCCUUCAGCCCUCUCAGACCCACAGCUGAACCAGGAACUGCGCCAGGCUGCAGAGCAUCAUGGGAGGACCCUAUAUGUCCCCAGUGGUGCAUUGUGGGGAGGCCAGGAUAUCCUGAGACUCAAUGAUAGUGGAUCUUUAAAGGCACUGUUCAUCCGGAUGUCCAAGCACCCGUCAUGUUUCCGUCUGACAGGAGACGUGCUGUCUGAUUGGACAGAGGAUGAGGGGAGGCGGGUCUUAUUCGGUGGCUCGGUGGCAGAGCUCUGUCCUGUCGCCCCUAACAACGUCAACACCAUGGCGGCAGCAGCCAUCGCAGCGGGGACCCUGGGUUUCGCUGGCGUCCAGGGGGAGAUUGUGUCGGAUACGGCACUAAGUGAUUACCAUGUGGUGGAGGUGGAGGUUACUGGUGCCAAUGGCUUCACAGUGCAUACAGUGAGGAGGAACCCAGCCAAACUUGGAGCUGUAACUGGGAGUGCCACCUACAACUCCUUCUGGAGCAGCUUACUGGUGUGUAAGGGACAUGGUGGCCGGGUUCACUUGUGCUGAAGAGGGAGGGAUUUCAGAAGACAAUUCCCUCUACCAACCAAACACUCACAACACUAUGGUACUGAAACAUACUACACAACACUAUGGUACUGAAACAUACUACACAACACUAUGGUACUGAAACACACUACACAACACUAUGGUACUGAAACACACAUUACACAACACUAUGGUACUGAACAGUCUGCAGUGGCUGUGUCUGUAGUUACUGAUCAUGUGUGAGCAAAGAUGGGCUUGCUUCAUAUAUGGUGUGACUGUAUCAGGAUUGACAAAGAUGGGCUUGCUUCAUAUAUGGUGUGACUGUAUCAGGAUGGACAAAGAUGGGCUUGCUUCUUAUAUGGUGUGACUCUAUCAGGAUUGACAAAGAUGGGCUUGCUUCUUAUAUGGUGUGACUGUAUCAGGAUGGACAAAGAUGGGCUUGCUUCAUAUAUGGUGUGACUGUAUCAGGAUUGACAAAGAUGGGCUUGCUUCUUAUAUGGUGUGACUGUAUCAGGAUGGACAAAGAUGGGCUUGCUUCUUAUAUGGUGUGACUGUAUCAGGAUUGACAAAGAUGGGCUUGCUUCUUAUAUGGUGUGACUGUAUCAGGAUUGACAAAGAUGGGCUUGCUUCUUAUAUGGUGUGACUGUAUCAGGAUGGACAAAGAUGGGCUUGCUUCUUAUAUGGUGUGACUAUCAGGAUUGACAAAGAUGGGCUUGCUUCUUAUAUGGUGUGACUGUAUCAGGAUUGACAAAGAUGGGCUUGCUUCUUAUAUGGUGUGACUGUAUCAGGAUGGACAAAGAUGGGCUUGCUUCUUAUAUGGUGUGACUGUAUCAGGAUUGACAAAGAUGGGCUUGCUUCUUAUAUGGUGUGACUGUAUCAGGAUUGACAAAGAUGGGCUUGCUUCUUAUAUGGUGUGACUGUAUCAGGAUGGACACAGAUGGGCUUGCUUCAUAUAUGGUGUGACUGUAUCAGGAUUGACAAAGAUGGGCUUGCUUCUUAUAUGGUGUGACUGUAUCAGGAUGGACAAAGAUGGGCUUGCUUCAUAUAUGGUGUGACUGUAUCAGGCUUGACAAAGAUGGGCUUGCUUCUUAUUUGGUGUGACUGUAUCAGGAUUGACAAAGAUGGGCUUGCUUCAUAUAUGGUGUGACUAUCAGGCUUGACAAAAACAAGUCUGCAUCUACAAUUCUGGGGAAUCAAAUGUUGCACCUUCAUCCUACAAAGUCCUACUACUGGAUCCCAGCAGCACUUUCCUCCUUUUCUCUACAAAUUAAAAUAUUACUUUGUGAAGUAACAAUUUAAAUGACCAACUCCCUCAGGGUGAUGGCAGGCACCACAUUCAUUAGCAAUCGUCUAGCAACAAGCCACAACUUUUACAGCUCUUAUACAGUUACAUCCACAUCAAUACAUGUUAACAGUAACGUAUGAUGAUCUUUAUGUGGUGUCUUGGUGUUGUCACCACACACACCAUUGUGACCUUAAAACUAGAAGGUUCUAUCUGCAAAAAUAAGGUUCUGAACCCUAAUUGGUUUGAAUUAUGUAUUUGUAUCUUGUAUUGUUUUGAACUUAACAUGAAUUGAAUUAUUUAGAGUACUAUAUAUGUAGAGAACAUUGUACAGAACAAGGAAUAACAAAAUGUCAAUAACAAAACGUGCAGAUAGAACCUUAUAGUUCCAAGCUCUCACAG
Salvelinus fontinalis (brook trout) is the source of this 2599-nucleotide messenger RNA. Its product is annotated as aspartate dehydrogenase domain-containing protein-like. NCBI's taxonomy places the organism in Eukaryota, Metazoa, Chordata, Actinopteri, Salmoniformes, Salmonidae. Bases 100 to 936 code for a protein of 278 amino acids. Gene Ontology annotation, molecular function: NADP binding; L-aspartate dehydrogenase [NAD(P)+] activity. Gene Ontology annotation, biological process: NAD+ biosynthetic process. The transcript has 8 exons. The record is from RefSeq and is a predicted model, not a curated record.